This is a messenger RNA of Trachemys scripta elegans, 2566 nucleotides long. Its product is annotated as girdin-like. Gene Ontology annotation, molecular function: protein binding. The transcript is spliced from 22 exons. NCBI's taxonomy places the organism in Eukaryota, Metazoa, Chordata, Testudines, Emydidae. Bases 23 to 1570 code for a protein of 515 amino acids. The record is from RefSeq and is a predicted model, not a curated record.
AAAGCUCCAAACUAUACACAGCAUGCAGUUUGCCAGCAGAGAUGAAUUGGAACAAUGGAAAGAUCUCCUAGAGAAGAAACUUUCAACUUUACAGCCUACUCUGGAAAUCAGUCAUUUGGAAAAGAAAUUAGAACAGCUAGAGAAAUCAGAAAAGAAAACGGGUGAGCAGUUGAAAGCGGAGAUCAAAAACAGUCUGGGGGCAACUGAGAUGCUAUUGGAUGAGAAGUUAGGAAGUGUCCAAACACAGUUAGAAGCCUGGCUACAAAAUCCCCUCUCGGGUCUAGAAACACAGAUUAAACACCUAACUAAUCAGUUGUCCUCCAUGGAUCAAAAAGUGUCCCAGGAAAUAGAAAAAAAGCUCCAAACUAUACACAGCAUGCAGUUUGCCAGCAGAGAUGAAUUGAAACAAUGGCAAAAUCUCCUAAGGAAGAAACUUUCAACUUCACAGCCCACUCUGGAAAUCAGUCAUUUGGAAAAGAAAUUAGAACAGCUAGAGAAAUCAGAUGCUGUUCGAAAUCGUAGAAAUACAAAUUCCAAUGCUCCUGAUCCUGUUCCAAAUCUUAUAAAUGCAAAUUCCAGUGCUCCUGAUCCUGUUCCAAAUCCUACAAAUGCAAAUUCCAGUACUCCUGACUGGAUGCAGAUACUAAAUUUUAUAGUAGCUGGCCUUACUUUCAUCACAUCUGCCAUCAUCCUGUUUAACCAAUGCAGACGGGAAUGUCGUGGACAUCCCAGGGGAUUGGGUGAUCAUGAAAGAGAGCCAAACACUCAUGAAAACAAGCAACUGAAGAAUGAAAAAGACAAGCUGGAGAAAGAGAACGUCAAACUUGGGUUACAGAACGAGCAACUGAAGAAUGAAAAAGACAAGCUGGAGAAAGAGAACGUCAAACUUGGGUUACAGAACGAGCAACUGAAGAAUGAAAAAGACAAGCUGGAGAAAGAGAACGUCAAGCUUGGGUUACAGAACGAGACACUUGAGAAAGAGAAUGAGAAGCUUGAGAAAGAGAAUGAGAAUCUCCGGAGGGAAUAUGCAUGGAGAAAGGCUUGCUGUAAAAGAGAUGUCAUCACUCUUGAUGCAGGAACAGCCCACCCCAAUCUCUCCAUUGCUGAGGAUAAGAAGAGUUUUAAACAUGAAGCCCAACCUCGGCAAGUUCCACCAAAUCCACAGAGGUUCGAUUCAACUGUCUGUGUGUUGGGCUCUGAAGGAUUCUCCUCUGGAGAGCACUACUGGGAGGUGGAUGUUGGGAGUAGCACUGACUGGGACCUGGGAGUGGCCAGAAAAUCCAUACAGAGAAAAGGAAAACUUUCCUUGUCCCCUAAAGAGGGAUUCUGGGCUCUGGGUCUGAGUGGUAAAGAUUACUGGGCAAAAACUGAUCCAUGGACCCGGGUCAUGGUGCAGAAAAAGCCCAAGAUAAUUGGAGUUUACCUUAAUUACCAGCAGCGGGAGGUGACCUUUUUCAAUGUAAAUGACAUGUCUGUGAUGUUCACAUUUAAUGAUUUGUCAGUCCCAGUAGACCUUUAUCCAUUCUUUAAAAAUUCACAGAAAGAAACAACAAUGGGAAUUUGUUCAUAAUUUUAAAAUGGUAGUGAUGCUUAGUUUUGUUAACCAAACUAAUCCAAAGCGCCAUGAUACAUCAUGGCACUGUUGACCCAACUGAAUGAAAGUAACAGAAUGCUUUGCAGCCAGAAGAAAGGUGAACUGGGAAAAAAUUGCCAGUGAAAUUAUAGUUACAUACAGUGCUAAUGUUUCAGGGGUGGCUCCCCAUAUAAGAAAUUGAAUGGAAUCUAUCAAAUUGAGCUCUCACAAACAGAACUUUUAACUAGGAGUAUAAUUUUUUUCAUUGCUAUCUACUAGUUUAUUUGGAUUACAUGUAUUAGCAGCUAAGAGUGAGCAAAUAAAAUUCUAUAUUAUACCAGUAUAUCUGUGCUAAUUGUAUAACCAAUCUUCAAGUCAGGUAUAAAUAGAGGUGGGGUAUGCAUACAAUCUUGAGAAAGUUUAACCAGCUACACUAAUGUCUUCAGGAUGGGUUGGGAACAAAUUGACUUUUCCUUGCUGUAUAUUGCUGUAUUAAUCUUUGCUUAAUAUUUUUGAUGAAUAAAAGUUGAUUGAGCCUUGUUAUUUGACAUCUCAUAUUAUUAACUUAUAUAAAAUCCAUAACAAUUUAUACUGAUAUAUAAUUUGAGGGGAGCAAGAAGUGCUGUUUACUGUUUGAGGGGCCAUCUUAUCUGUAUGUUUUCCAUCAAAAAAAGUUUUCAACCACUUGAUAAAUACUGAUUCUGUGAAACCUUUUAAUAAUAUGAUGUUUCUGACACAGAAUGUGAGUAUUUGAAUGAGGAAAAAGCAGCAUUGUUUCACAAUAUCACUGGUUGGCAUUGACGUAGGAAAUGAAGUAACACCAAGCUUAUUCCUAAUUUAAUUUCAGUAUAUUUCUGUACAAUAGAGGGACCAGAUUGAUGUCUGACUGAUAACUAUCAUUGAGUUCUGUAUUCAACUGAAUACAUCUCUCUGUGUAUGCCCCUCCAUGCACCAGCAGGGAUCACAGGAGAUCAGCUACAACCAGCAUCAGCC